Dichotomopilus funicola is the source of this 585-nucleotide messenger RNA. RefSeq lists its product as uncharacterized. The record is from RefSeq and is a predicted model, not a curated record. Bases 1 to 585 code for a protein of 194 amino acids. The transcript has a single exon. Lineage: Eukaryota; Fungi; Ascomycota; Sordariomycetes; Sordariales; Chaetomiaceae.
AUGCAUCUUUCCAACCUCCUCCCCCUUUCCCUCCUCGGCCUCGCAGCCGCCGCCUCCCUCCCCAAGACAUCCCCCUUCCACCGCGACCAAACCGUCCCGCUCUCCCUCCUGGCUAAACGCGCCUGCGGCGAGACGGCCCCCCAGGUCUGCUACGGCGUCAGCGGCGGGACGUCCCAGGACCUCGACCCGGACGACAUCUCCUACGCGGCCGCCUUCCUGCGCUACCAGGCCGACAACAACGGCAACCCCAUCUGGCAAAUGCCCUCGGAGUUCGACUGCAGCGAGUGGACCCUGCCGCUGGCGGGGGCCGGCACCGUCCUCGCGCUGGCGAAGCACAUCAAUCCCCGCACGAACUCGGGCGUCACCUACACGGACCUGGCACGCACGAUCGAUGGCGGCGCGGAUGCCACGGAUGAGCAGCUGGCCGCGAGCUUGCUGGGGUCGUGCGGGAAGAAUGGGGGGCAAAUGGGCGUGACGGUCGAUGCGGCUGAUCCGGCCUAUCACACGUCGGACUACCUUGCGAGCGGGAUGAAGCCGGCGGAUAUUAUUGUCAAAUUGGUACGGAACCCGGACCCUUCUUCGUAG